AAAAAUGGAGAAGGGGAGAAAUCACUUUUUUUUUAUUGACUCAGUAAUUCGUUUGUUGUUUGUCAGUAGUGCCUGCAGCAGGGCUGGACUAACAGCUAAGAAGUGAACUGUAUCAAGACUUUGUAGUUAUUUUUAGGAUCCAGAUUUGAACCAUUUUGGGUCGUUUGGUGUGGUGAGAAGUGGCAUCAUCACUGCUCAAUGUGUGCUCCACUGGGAGCCCUCCCAGGGUGCUCUGUCCCUUCUUGCAGUGAGAGACUCUCUCUGGUCCAAAGUGUUAAUCUCUCUUCUCUGAGAGAUUGAAAGAAAAAGGUGCUUUCAUCUCCAGGCAACACCCUGUGCCAGAAGAAUGGUUUCUGUGCAAUAGUCCUAGAAAGGAGAUCCGAGGAGAUAAGAUCAGACUGGAAUGAGAUAACAUCAGCCAAAGCAAUGGUGCCGGAAUGAACAAUAAGGAAAACAAGCAGAGAUGAAUUCAGUAAGUGUGAGAGCUGGGGGCCUGUUGGGCUGGUCCCUGCUCAGUCAGCUGUGGAGAAACACACCCAGGAGAAAGCCUGGCUGAUCUCAGCUCUGCCAUCACCUUCACCGGGAAGGCUGCAGGUACCCAUGUGCAGCUGAAGAGCCCAGCACCUGCAGAGCCUUUGCUGGAAAGGAGAUCUGCAUGUGGAAAGGACUUCCUCCAGCAGAGAAAAUGGGCCAGAAGGUCUCCCAGGAGGACAACCAAGAGAGCAAGGCUGAAACUCUGGCCAUCUGUGAAGCCUUCAGCCAGGGCGUGCUCCACGCCUCUCAAAGGCUGAAGGACUACCUCGGCUUUGUGGAUCCUCAAAGCAAAUUCCAGCCAGCCACGAACACGCUGAGCGAGAUCUUCCUGGUGAACUUCAUCAGCUUCUGCGUGGGGAAGGGCGUGGAGGAGCGGAUCAUGACCAGCAAAAUGACCAAGCAGCAGUCUUCCCUGUUUGGGGUGGACUGGAUCUGGACUGUGUGUGGGUCUGACAAGCAGGUGAAGCUGCAGAUCGCUGUGCAGGCUUUGCAGCCGGCCGAGCUGUUCCGCGGCGAGGGCCCUGCCGAGGAUUGCUGCCGCGAGGCCGCGCUGGCCGACGAGCGCUUCCAGAACAUGAGCAGGUUUGAGAAGCUGGCCGAGUUCUGCCGCCUGGUGGGACGGGACUGCCUGGGCCUGUUCGUCAUGUUCGGAGUGCCGGGGAAGCCCAAGGACAUCCGAGGAGUCCUGCUGGACAGCGUUGCCAAGGAGGAGCAAAAAUGCCGCCUGUCGGGCAGGAAUGCGCUGCGGCAAUUUGUCACCAGCACCGACAGCUCCCUGCCCACAAAAGACAUGCUGGAAAAUUGCCUGGGCGCCAAAAACGGGCUGAAGGACUUGGGCAAAGCCUACAUAAACUUUGUGUAAGCAGCUGGGCUGCACCAGGCUCAGCUCUGCCCCUCUUGCUUUCCUCCCCACACUCCAUUCCCUGCUGCUUCCCUUCGUGUUCCCUUAGCUCCUGCAGAAGCCAGGCUGAGUCAGCCUCUCCAGGUUUUAAAACAACAGGAUGGACCUGCCAGAAAAAAGUGUUUAUAGAAGGCAUGAUGCAUUUCCAGAACAUUUUGUUUGCCAGACAUUAAGUCUUGGCUGGAGCUGCUGAAAGCUUUAUCAGCCAGAGCUCUGGGGAGGUCCUGAUGGAUUUGACUCGGAGCCUUUGUUUGCUGUGUGGCAGACUUUUUUCUGUCCUGGGAAGGUGGGUCUGUAAUAAUGGAAAUGUGCUGGUCAGAAGAGUUGCAAUGAGUGUGAAGGACUUACCAGGCCUUAAAAUGACUGAUUUGAAAGAGUGAGCUGGUUCCAGAGGAAAAGCCCUUCCCAGUGCUAGAAAUGGGCUCUGAGAGAGAGAGACUUAUUAAUUAUCACCCCUAAUUGGUGCCAGGCUCCACAGGCCCUUGGAGCUGUGAACAAAAGGCAGGGCUGGAGCCAAUUGCUUAGCUUUUCUCACUGAGUGGCUGUGUCAGGGCAAAGUGUGGCAAAAGCCAGGGGCAGGUGUUCAAGAACACUUGGGAGAAAUGGGGCCAAAAACCCGGCCUGAUGUGGGUGGGACCUUUUCAUAGCAACAGAGCAGCCCCUGACCAUUCACAGCAGAGAGCAAAUCUGGAGGAGGCAAGAUUAUUUCACUUGGAAUUUUUUUUCAGUAGCUUAGCAGGUGAUGGCAUUUAUGGCUUGAUUUAUUUUAUUUCCCUCAGUUUUUACUGGACUAAGUGAGGCUUUUGGGUUGUACAAGUAUAAUUACUUGCUUUACUGUUAACCAGUGAAGGAGGAUCUGAUCCAUAUUCAGACUGGUAAACUCACUUGAGUUAUAGCUGUUUGAAUAGUCUUGUCAGUACAAAACUCAUCUGCCUCUAAUUUUAGUAUAAAUUCAGUCAUUUAACAGAAUAAAAAUAAUUUUGAAAACACAUUCAUCUUUCACUAUUUACUAUUCAAGUUGUAAGAUGGGGGCAGCUGUGAGAGCUGAGAAUCAGAGGCUGUUACUUAAAGAGCCAUUGAAAAAGAGCCUGAAGAGGCUGAGGCAUCAGUGCCACGAGUGUUUGCAGCAUUCCAUGGCAGAGGCAAGGAGUCUGAAAAGGGAACUGAAAUAAAAACUAACACAGAGAAGUGUGACAUUUUUGCUGAGUCACAAAUGUAACUGGGUUUGGAGAAGGGUGACCUUUCAGUCCUGAAAUAGUUCAUUGAGAUAGAAUUGUUUUUAAAGAGCUGCUGUCACUAUUCUGUGCGUGUGGCUGGGUUUGGUGGGACAGAGGAGACAGAGCUGGUGUGUUGCAUAGAGAGCCUGCAUAGCUGUGGGGGAUUGGGUUUUUUUGCCUGUUUAACAGAAUAAUGAACUCUGCAGCAGGAUUGAUACUGGUUAUAAAAGACCUGCAGAAAACUUUA
Catharus ustulatus (Swainson's thrush) is the source of this 2899-nucleotide messenger RNA. It is a transcript of the gene REP15, whose product is annotated as RAB15 effector protein. Bases 656 to 1396 code for a protein of 246 amino acids. Gene Ontology annotation, biological process: receptor recycling. The transcript has a single exon. The record is from RefSeq and is a predicted model, not a curated record. Lineage: Eukaryota; Metazoa; Chordata; Aves; Passeriformes; Turdidae.